This is a messenger RNA of Hippoglossus stenolepis (Pacific halibut), 4816 nucleotides long. RefSeq names its product Golgi phosphoprotein 3. Gene Ontology annotation, molecular function: phosphatidylinositol-4-phosphate binding. The record is from RefSeq and is a predicted model, not a curated record. The transcript is spliced from 4 exons. NCBI's taxonomy places the organism in Eukaryota, Metazoa, Chordata, Actinopteri, Pleuronectiformes, Pleuronectidae. Gene Ontology annotation, cellular component: cytosol; Golgi cisterna; trans-Golgi network. Bases 241 to 1122 code for a protein of 293 amino acids. Gene Ontology annotation, biological process: Golgi vesicle budding; retrograde vesicle-mediated transport, Golgi to endoplasmic reticulum; Golgi organization.
GGUACAACAUCAACCACACGGCGCCAUAUUAGAUUGACGCUACACUGCUGCGGACCAAGUCGGGGAAGAGGGACAGUUUUCCAGAUGUCCAGGGUCCCCAGGCCGCAGUAGUCAGUUUGCAAAACACAGAAGGUAACUGGUAUAUGGUUGACAUCAAGUAAGUGGAGUAAACAUCUCGGGCAGCGUCGUCCGGGGCGUCUUGUUUUCGUCGUCGUCGUUCAGCUCACUCGGCCGGCAGACAUGACUUCCUUGACUCAGCGGAGUUCGGGCCUCGUGCAGAGGCGGACCGAAGCCUCGCGCAACGCCGCUGACAAAGACCAUCCGUCCGCCGAGGAGGACCACGAGCCCGGGCGAGGAGACGAGCAGGAAGACGACGAUACCGGAGACUCCAAAGAAACCCGUCUCACCUUGAUGGAAGAAGUGCUGCUGUUAGGCCUGAAGGACCGAGAGGGCUACACCUCGUUCUGGAAUGACUGCAUUUCAUCCGGUUUGCGAGGGUGCAUGCUGAUUGAACUGGCCCUGAGAGGACGCCUCCAGCUGGAGACGUGUGGCAUGAGGAGGAAAAGUCUGCUGGCCAGGAAGGUAAUUUGUAAGUCAGAUGCUCCAACAGGUGACGUGCUACUGGAUGAAGCCCUGAAACACAUCAAAGACACCCAACCACCAGAAACUGUGCAGAGCUGGAUCGAACUGCUCAGUGGAGAGACGUGGAACCCCCUGAAGCUUCAUUAUCAACUGAGGAAUGUCCGUGAACGGCUGGCCAAAAACCUGGUGGAGAAGGGUGUCCUCACUACUGAGAAGCAGAACUUUCUGCUUUUUGAUAUGACCACACAUCCUCUGACCAACAACAACAUCAAGCAGCGCCUCAUCAAGAAGGUCCAGGAGGCUGUACUGGACAAGUGGGUGAAUGACCCUCAUCGAAUGGACAAGCGGAUGCUCGCACUCAUCUUCUUAGCUCAUUCCUCCGAUGUCCUGGAAAAUGCCUUUGCCCCACUGCUAGACGACCAAUAUGACCUGGCCAUGAAGAGAGUGCGGCAGCUGUUGGAACUGGAGCCCGAGGGGGAGAGCAUGAAGGCUAACACCAAUGAGCUGGUAUGGGCUGUGGUGGCUGCCUUCACCAAAUAAGUUCACUACAAAAAGGACAGCAAAGCAGUUGUGGCAUUCAAGUGGCAUUGUGCAUUGAGGUGGGAAUCACAAUACUGACACCAAUAUGGUGACUUAACUGACUUACAGUUUACCCCAGCCUGGACUUUUGGAAUGGGCUGCGCUCUAUUCUUGUUCCUGUCUAUCUCAUUUUCUUUUACUUCCAGAUAACUGUCCUUGUUAAUCCGCCAUGGUCCCUUUCCCCACCUGUCCUUUAUGUGUUCACUUUUGCUAAAAAAAUUAAUAAUAAUAUGGAACUUUAAAUGAAGUGGUUGGUGAUGAUAUGGGUGUGGCUGAAAUCGAGAUGUUGAUUUAUAUCCUCUUUCUUUUCUAUGGGGUAUAUCUUUAACACAGUUCGAGGUACGGUAUGUAUGGCAGAUGUUACUUGAGGUACCAUCCUAACACACCUAAUAAUACAUAGGCAUGAAAGUUUUUAAAUCGGUAUCUUCUUCCAAAUGUGAUAUGUAAGGAUAUGAUUUGUCACAGCAUUGUUUUACUUUUAUAUCAAGUACUGGGGAAAAACUAAUAUGGUCAGAUCCAAAAGUUUCUAACUAGUACUGUGAACUUUCAACAUUUUUAAAUUCCAAUUUUUUACUCUGUCCAUUUUCUUAAUCCAUCUCAUCCAUCCAUUAUAAUGGAUAAAUACACGAGAUUGUCCCAGCUACAUAGAAAUGUUGCCAGUAUAUAACAGGGCUGACACGUAGAAGCAGAGAAACAUUCAGACCUGCAGAGAGUUUAGAGUUUAUAGGUCACCUUACCUGCAGGGUCAGGUCAAAGGACCAUUGAGGAAAACCACAAGGGCACUUGAGGGAAAUUAUACUCUGGGCUGGGCAAUUAACCAAAAAUUUAUCAAAAUGACAUUUAUAACCUCUAACCGACUUAAUCUUGCUCAUGUCGGUUAAUUUGGUUAAUACUAUACCCAAUGUGUGCAUUCACGAACUGUCAGGUCUCUUCUACAUACCUUUUGCUGCUGCGGUCCGGGUACCUUGUACCGUGCCGUCCUCACAUUGACACGUUAACAAUAAAAACACUUAUCAGAAGUUAUUAGGACACGUACAGGACUUGGAAGAUUACUGUGUGUUUGUUUGAGUCCGUCUAGAGUUAAGGAGACUUUAAACACCUUGAAAAAAGGCCAACAUUCUCUGGGCACGCAGGUCACCUGCUACGCACAACACAAUGCAUAAUGUGACAUGCACAGCCAGGACAUCAGAGUUAAAGUGACCGGAACGAUCCGGAUUCGUAAUCCGACAUCGAUUAAUAACUAAAAAAUGUGUGAAGAGAAACUGACACACACACUCCUGCAGACAUAAGAGACAUUCUUCCAGCAAAUUAUGAUCCAACGGGAUGUUUUAACUUCUUUGUUGCAGGAAAAGCGACACCCUGUUUUGAUUUAAAUAUGAAUUCAGCAGGUUACUAUAAAGAUUAGUUCUACAUGUGAAUGAUUCGAAAAAAGAGCAGAUGAGCAGAAUCGUUGACUGGCGCUGAGUAAUGUUCCUCAUGCGUGGGGUGGUCAGAUCAAGAUCCAGUGGGGGGGCAUAAAUGAAUUGAUCGUAAUAGAGGUAAAGUUUGAAAUAAUCACGAUAUUGAUUUGAAGUCAUAUCGCCCAGCCCUACUAACCAUAGAGCCACUGCGCAACCUGAAGGACCAUUCCUUCUUGUUAAGGCUAUAUGAUUUAUUCUUUUUUGUAAAUUACCUAAACAAGCCUAAAUGUGCAUGUACAGAUAAUGGAAGAUGGAAAGCUGACUUGUAUGAUGUGCGACAUUCCAUUUACUUCAGCUCUAUUCAAUAUUUGGAGAAAAAAAAAUUAGGUUUAUAGGUUUAAGUUAUUGUGCAAACAAUUGUUUAGAUGAAAUAAUAUAAAUCGCUCACAUGCAGAAUUGAUAUGGCUGAUAGAAAAACAGUAUGCAAGCCCUGAGAAACUAGGGAGAAAAACAUUUGCAUUUGCAAAAACAGUUGUCUCUCCUGUGUUUAGAAGAGGUUAAACAAAGGGUUAUUUGCACCACUGUCACAGUCUAAACAGGCCUGAAACCAUUCAUGUCUUCUAGGUGAUUUUUUAAUUACUCCAUGCAUAACCUAUUGAGUGUUUUAGCAAGUUACGUUACAUUACUUUCAAUGGAAAAUUUAAAUACAUGAGUUGCUAAAGAAAGAAAUUGACAGUAAUGUCCCAUACUCGCACAAAAUAUGUAACUUGUGUUUCUAGUGCAUGUACAGAUUAAAAAACACCUGGAAGAAAAAAACGAAUGCCUUUAGUCCUAUUUUGACUGGGGAGCACCCAAGCCUCUUGAGGCCAAAACGAGUAUUACAAAACAAAAACGUAUUCCUCACCCAUUGCUAAUUCAAACACUUAGAAAAUGGAUCACCAGAUUCAUUCCUACUUGCCUCUCAAAACCCCUGUAAAAAUAUUAUGAUUGGGGGGGGAAAAGAAAUGCACUACACAUUAAAUGUUCAAAUGAUAAUAUAUUAAGCUAUCAUUAGUAUGAGACUCAAAGACAAAACACUCAACUCUGCUUCUCCCACCCCUGCCUCUCCCUGCUCCGUCAUUCUGUCUCAACUGACGUAGGAAAUUGCUCGCUUAGUCAUUUUGGAGGGGAACACUGCUCUGGCCAGGCCCUUCAAUGAGUGGCUCACAGAAGCCUCUAAUAGCACCUCUACACAUUAAGAUAUUGUCAGUAUUGAAGCAUAUGUUCAACUAAAAAGAGUAAAAGUUCCACAUUGUAGCUUUAAUGCAUAUUACUGAUAAAAUUAAUUGUAUACAGGCCAUGUUAUUUUACAUAUCCUCUGACCAGCAGUUUAUGAAAAAUGGUUAAUUUUGAUGGAGGACUCUGAUUGAGAUUAUCUCUAUUGCUGAUGCACUAUCAAAAUGGUAAAUAUCAAACAGUUUAUAUUCAGCAUUCAAGCCUGCAAUAUCUGAAAGGUAACAGUUGAAACCAAACGUAACUUAGUCUGGUUCCAAUGUAAUGAUUUUGUUUUUGCUCCCAGUUCCUUGAUACAAUAACUCUGUCUAAAAUGUAUAUGAGGGGCUGUUGAGGAUUGCACUGAAAGAUUUUCAUUACAGGAACAAACUUAAGAAAGCAGACCCAGAAUCCAAAUAGAAACAUACUUUCCCUUGUUAGUGUAUAAUUAAAAAUUAAGUAAUUACGUGGGAUAGUGUAUUUAUCGGUCUGGAUUUGUCUUGUAUGAUGAAUCAAAUAAUUGAUGAAGGGGAAUUCUGAACAGGGAGAGGUCUAGGGUUUAUUUAGUUCAACAAUUUCAAAAACUACAAUACAAUAGUACAUUACCUUUUAUUGAUAUGAUACACUGUAUUUAAAAAUACAAAACUCAAAACGUGACAUGGGGAACCUAUCUCUUAUUAUAAACCACUUACCUUUUUGUAACAUCUCUGGGGCCAUUUAAAGGUUUUGAACUCUUAUAUCAUACUAACCUCUACUGCGAUGGCUGAAUCUGCAUCUUUUUGGCAGGGGUCAGAUGAUAGUGAAGAUUAUGGUGUAAAUGAUGCUACUCGCAGCUGGUUUUAGCCAAAACACCUUGUCUAAACAAAUACCUAACCUUUGGGAGGGCCAUGCAUGGCUUGAAAAAGCCGUAUCAAACUCUGCAGUGAUUCCAAAAAUGGCAAGUUGGAUUCAUGUUAUUUUUUCAUCACAUUGGACUGUAAAUAAAGACAGAUAAAGCAUUUCCA